Messenger RNA from Dendronephthya gigantea, 2217 nucleotides. RefSeq lists its product as uncharacterized. Bases 1 to 2217 code for a protein of 738 amino acids. The transcript has a single exon. NCBI's taxonomy places the organism in Eukaryota, Metazoa, Cnidaria, Anthozoa, Malacalcyonacea, Nephtheidae. The record is from RefSeq and is a predicted model, not a curated record.
AUGGCCGAGGCCGACGAAGAUGCUGAAAAUACGUUAAAUACGGGACUGGAUAGUGGCCAAGUGAGUAAUCAAAAUAUAGAAGAGGACGUUAAUAGUCAGGUAGGCGUGAAAUCAUCAAGAUAUUUGACUUUGAAAAGCAGAAAAAAGGCAGCAAAAUGUAGACUAACUAAGGCGAGAAAUCACAUUGACGCGAUGACCACAGGACACCCAAGUUCUAAGACAGAAAUUAGACGAGCAAUAAAGAAAGUGAUUGCGGAACGAGACAUUGUUGAAAAAUUAAUCCAGGCAUUAAAAGAGACAGUCACAUUAAGUGAAGACGAGACAUUGGAAGGGAUUGAAAUUGAUAAUGUUAUUGAAAACUUAGACCAGGAACUCUUGGAAAUUUUAGAUUUAGUGGACACUAGUGUCCAGGCUGCUAAUGAGCAUAUCCGAGAGCGAUUAUUGAAGGGCGAAAAUGAAUCGGACUCGUCAACAAUAAAAUCAAGUAAAUCAUCUGUGAAAUCAAACAUAACCAGUUCCUCAAAUGAUAAGAUCCCAAAGUCAGUGAAAGAGGACUCAAUUGUUGAAGUUCGAGAACAAGAAGCAAGGGAUGCUAAUGAACGACUAGAAAAAUUAGAGGAAGAGCAGAGAUCUCUAGAGGAAGAAAUGCGAAAGAAAGCAGAUGAAGUUGAACUCAAUCGAAAAAGAGUCGAGGAUGCACGAUCCAUUGCCCUUUUAAAUGAAACAAGGGCGAGAGCAUACAGCAAGAAUAGCAAAAAGGCAACAUCUGUGACGGACGAUCCGGAACCUCUUAAAAUGUGCCUACCUCGUCCUAAUCCCGAUCCCCCAUCUUAUACACGAGUGAAACUAAAAGGCGUAGAGCUGCGAAACUUCUCUGGAGAUGAUAAAACCGAUUUCGAGGCGUGGAACGCGGCCUUCACAUCAGUUGUUGAUGAGACCAACAUGCCAGUAAAGGAGAAAAUGCUACGGCUGCAGAACUGCCUGAAAGGAAAAGCGUUAGAGACGGUCAAGGACCUUGGAUUCACUCAGCAUGCGUACGAGAGAGCGAAAGAAAAGUUACAACGCAAGUAUGGUGGUAAACGUAGACAGACCCUGACACAUUUGGCAGCCUUAAGAGCACUACCCAAAGUACGACGCCAUAACCUGGAAGAAUUAGAAACCUUGUUGUCAACGUUAGACCGUAUUCUUAUCGCAUUACAAGACGAUGAUCGUGGUGAUGAUGAAAUUAGAAGUCAGCACCUUUGCUUAACAGUGAAGGAAAAACUCUCAGUGGAAUACGUCAGAGAAUACAAGUAUUGGUUAAAUGAGCGGGAUGAAGAUGAUGAUUUUAAAAUGCUGGUCCAGUGGAUCGAGAGGCGUGUUUGCAUCAUGGAUGAGGCUAAGGAAGAAACGGAAGAAUUCGUCAAAGCGUACCAUGGAGGACGACGUCAUAAUCAAGGCUUUAAUACAGAUAAGAAAGUUAGGAAAUGUAUCGUUAUGAAUUGCGACGCUGAUCAUCCGCCUUGGGUUUGUCCAGAAUUUAAAAAGCUCCCUGUAGCUACACGAAAUCAACUAAUAGCUAAAACAGGACGGUGCUUCUCUUGUCUAGCGGCUGGUCACCGAAGUAAGCAGUGUGGCAGAAAGAGAAAAUGUGGAGUCAGCGGAUGUGAAAGUAAAGGACAUAGCAGCUUGUUACACGACCCUGAGAGAAUGGAAAAACAGAAUGAAGAUAAUGACAACAACAAAGAUCAGACCAAUCCUUCAAUUGGAGGGACAGAUGCAAGAACCUAUACGACAAACCGAGUUGAACAAAUAUCAUUGAUGGUUCUCCCAGCAACUGUCGAAAUUGGCGGCAAGAAGAUAAAAAUCAAUGUUAUGCUGGAUCCUUGCUCCACGGGAUCAUACGUCACCGAAAGCCUAGUGGGAGAAUUGCACUUGAAAGGAGAAAAACAGGAUUUGACCAUAUCAGGAACUGGUGGGACGGAGAUUAAGAGACAGUCGAAACGUGUAAAGUGUGUGAUCACAUCCGUCAAUGGAACCUUCUCAUCGCCUGUGGAAGCAAAUGUGUUAACUAACGUAACGGGGAACACGCCGGCAAUUGAGUGGAACGAAUUAAAGGGCAAUUGGGCACACUUGGAGACCAUCCCAUUUGAAAGAGUUUCAAAGCGAAAGCAGAUCGAUGUUUUAAUCGGAAGCGAUCACCCAUUGGUGAAUGGUAUUUAUUCCAUAAAGUAUUAA